CGUCUAUCACACCUGCUUUAGUGUUGGCCUGUGGUGGUGUUGUCCUUCUCCCAUGUCGACAGAGUGAUGAGUAUGGAGGGGAACAAAAAUUUACCCUCCUCGCUCGCGUGCGUUUCGGCAAUAUCCGGCCCAUUAUAGCUUGACCGUUGCCUCGUCCCUUCGUUACAACCAUCAUCUUCUACCGCUAAGCAGGAACGUUAUCAUGGCUUACCGACGACGAGGAAACAAAAUCAAGGGCGUCCAGUUCACUAUUAUGGUCGUUGGCGCCUCGGGAACGGGCAGAACAACCUUUGUAAACACUCUUUGCGAAUCUGGCGUCCUCUCUCACAAAGUUUGCGACGACCCAAACAAUGCUCAUGUUGAGGAGCCCAUUCGAAUCAAGCCUCACAAUGUCGAACUCGAAGAGGAUGGGAUCCGAAUUGCCCUCACCGUCGUCGACACGCCAGGAUUCGGCGAUAACAUCGAUAACGAGUCCGCGUUUCAAGAAAUCGUCAAUUAUCUCGAGCGUCAAUACGAUGACAUUUUGGCGGAGCAGUCUCGUAUCAAACGUAACCCACGAUUCAAAGACAGUCGGGUCCACGCCUUGCUGUAUUUCAUCCCUCCCACCGGCCACGCAUUGAGGGAAAUGGACGUAAUCCUUAUGCAAAGACUCUCCCCUCGUGUCAACGUUAUUCCCGUCAUUGGACGUGCGGACUCUUUAACAAAGAGCGAACUAAGAGCCUUCAAGAAGAGGGUAAUGGAAGACAUUGAACACUACGACAUUCCUAUAUACAACUUCCCGUAUGAUGUCGAGGAAGACGACGAAGAUACCAUCCAAGAAAACAUGGAGUUGCGGUCCAUGCUCCCCUUCGCGGUGAUUGGAUCCGAAGAGGAAAUCGAACUUGACGGAGAACCUGUGCGCGCCAGGGUGUACCCAUGGGGUAUUGCUGAGGUCGAUAAUCCUCAACACUCUGACUUUUCACGAUUGAGAAGUGCGAUCUUGAGCUCUCACCUCGGCGACUUGAAGGCGCUCACCGAAGAUGUGCUUUACGAGACUUACCGAACGGAGAAGCUGUCUCGCGGUGUUAACUCUGAUGCGCGUGACUCGAGUCUACUUCCUGAGGAUCUGGCUAACCAGAGUGUACGACUGAAGGAAGAGCAGCUUCGCCGUGAAGAAGAGAAGUUGCGCGAAGUCGAGCUCCGUGUGCAACGCGAGAUUAAUGAGAGGAGGCAACAACUCUUGGCAAAAGAGGAAUCACUUCGAAACCUCGAAAGUCGUCUUGCUGCGGCAAGCUCCCCCAGCUCUCCGUUGGCCCCAUACUAAAGUUGAUAUUUAAGAACAUACAUAGUGGACCUUUAUACCUUCUAUAUACCCUUUUACGUUUCUUUCUCUUUUUUCCAAGUACAUAACGGUCUUUAUCUGUAUUUCAAUAUCUUGAUGCGUUACUCUGACUGUGCCGAGAACUAGGACUUCUUUUAACUUGGACAAGGUUCGUUGGUAGUCUGCUUUUCCCAGUUUAUGCGCAGUGUAGUAGCACUGUCAUAGUAGUACUGAUGCUUCGCCCGCCUAACCUCCUGUGAACGCAGGAUCUCGGAUGACAACUUGAAAGAUAAAGAUUCCACUCGCGAUGAAAAUUCC
Molecule: messenger RNA, 1618 nt
Organism: Desarmillaria tabescens
Lineage: Eukaryota; Fungi; Basidiomycota; Agaricomycetes; Agaricales; Physalacriaceae
Product: septin
Exons: 11
Coding region: 203-1303 (366 amino acids)
Biological process (GO): intracellular protein localization; cytoskeleton-dependent cytokinesis
Cellular component (GO): septin ring; cytosol; septin complex
Molecular function (GO): molecular adaptor activity; GTP binding; GTPase activity
Source: RefSeq, a predicted model, not a curated record